Molecule: messenger RNA, 16349 nt
Organism: Girardinichthys multiradiatus
Lineage: Eukaryota; Metazoa; Chordata; Actinopteri; Cyprinodontiformes; Goodeidae
Gene: fat3a
Product: FAT atypical cadherin 3a
Exons: 31
Coding region: 166-14115 (4649 amino acids)
Biological process (GO): homophilic cell-cell adhesion
Cellular component (GO): plasma membrane
Molecular function (GO): calcium ion binding
Source: RefSeq, a predicted model, not a curated record
CGAGAAAUAGUGUGGAGGGCGACCACAGCUAAAGAAUAUUGGGCUAUAUUGAGCUGCUUCGGACAAGCCAAAAUUCCACUCGGACCGAAUCUGGCUUUUUCUUAAAUUCUCACACAAGGCUACUGGAGACAAACAGGAUGGCUGUAUAAUGGCAUAGAUUUGAAUAUGGGUCAAUGGGCAGGCAUGCAAGUUCUUUUCCUCGGCCUGUCUUUACAGUUGUUAUUACUGAUAUUCAGGCAAUCAGCCGGCCACGACCAGAAUCCCCAUGUAAUUCCUCAGGAUGCACUCAACUUCAGCUUCGCUAAUUCUGUCUACCAUGCAACAGUUUAUGAAAACUCAGCUGCACGCACCUAUGCCAACAGUAAAAUUAAAAUGGGCAUUCACCUUUCCAAAAGGUCCUGGGAAAUUCGCUAUAGAAUUACCUCAGGGGAUGAUGAAGGGCUUUUCAAGGCAGAAGAGUAUGUACUGGGGGACUUCUGUUUCCUGCGCAUAAGGACCAAAGGUGGCAAUGCAGCAAUCUUAAACCGGGAGAUUCAAGAUAAUUAUGUAUUGACAGUGAAAGCCUAUGUUAAGGGACUGGCUCUGCUUGAAACCUGGACUAAAGUCAGCAUCCAAGUGCUGGAUAUGAAUGACCUCCGGCCUCUGUUUUCACCCACCACAUACUCUGUGACUAUAGCAGAGAAUACUCCUCUCAGGACAAGCAUAGCGCAGGUUACCGCUACCGAUGCAGAUAUUGGCUCAAAUGGAGAGUUUUACUUUUUUUUCAAGGACAAAAUGGAACUGUUUGCCGUACACCCAACCAGUGGAGUGGUUUAUCUUAGUGGUAAACUUAAUGUUAAUGAACAGGACCAGUAUGACUUACAAAUUAUGGCAGUUGAUCGUGGCAUGAAGCUGUAUGGAAAUAAUGGAGUAAGCAGCACAGCCAAGCUUUUUGUUCACAUAGAGCAUGUGAAUGAGCAUUCUCCAGUUAUGACUAUAGUCACCCACAGCACCUCUAGGUUGGAUAAGAAUAGUCUAUAUGCCAUAAUCAUUGUUGAAGACCUUGAUGAAGGCUUAAAUGGGGAAAUUAAUUCAGUCAACAUUAUGGAUGGUGACCCUUCAGGAGAGUUUUACAUAGAAAAACAUGGAGAAAAAGAAUUUGCUAUUAAAUCCACUAAAAUAAUAAACAGGGACACUUUCCCAUAUGGCUGUAACUUAACCCUGCAGGCUAAAGACAGAGGAAUUCCUCCUCAGUUCUCUGCUCCACAGGUUCUCCAGAUAAUAUUUUCAAAACAGAAGACAACAGAAGCUAAAUUUGAGCAAGAGUUCUAUGUUGCUAGUCUCAAUGAAAUUUCACCACCUGGCACAAUUGUGGGUAUUUUUAAGAUCAGGCCAGAACCUGAUGAUGCAGAGUAUAUCCUGACACCUUCUGCAGAUUCAAGUUUUUUUAAAAUCAAUACCUUAACAGGUGCAAUUUCCACCUCUUGUUGGUUGACUCAUGUAUCCAAGGAUAUCUUCACUCUUGAGGUAUUGGAAGUAGACAGUAAUGUCAGAGCUAAAGUGCAGAUAACUACUGAAGAUACCAAUGACAACACACCUGAAUUUUCCCAGUCUUACUAUGAGGUUUUUGUAAAUGAAAGUGUACCAGCUGGGACCAACAUAUUAACAGUUUCUGCAGUUGAUGAAGAUAAAGGCGAAAAUGGAUACAUUACAUACAGUAUACACUGCCAUCAACAAUUACCCUUCACAAUUAACCAAUUUUCUGGUGUUAUAAGCAGUAAUACUGAUCUUGAUUUUGAAGUUUCACCAGAGGUAUUUGUAUUUGUUGUCAGAGCUUCUGAUUGGGGUUCACCUUACAGGCGAGAAAGUGAAGUCAAUAUAACAAUCCACUUACAAAAUCUAAAUGAUAAUAAGCCAUUGUUUGAGAAGGUAGCAUGCAAGGGGGGGAUUUCUGUGGAUUUCCCAGUUGAUGAAGUAAUCACCACAAUGUCUGCCAUUGAUAUAGAUGAGUUAGAGUUAGUAAAAUAUAAGAUAAUUUCAGGAAAUGAGCUGGGCCUAUUUGACCUCAACCCUGAUUCAGGAGUUCUUGCAUUGUGUAAUUCCCUUUCCACACUGAGUCCUAAGUAUAGUAUGUUUAGUUUAAAAAUAACUGCCACGGAUGGUGAAAACUUUUCAGAUCCUAUGUUUGUCAACAUUUCAAUUGUACAUGAAAAAUCUCUUUACAAGCAUUUUACAUGUAAAGAAACCAGUGUGGCACAAAAAUUAGGAGAAAAGUUACUUAAAAAAUCCAAAGCUAUUACCAAGUCUAAAAUUGAGGAAGGUUUUAUCGACCUGUUCUCCAUCAAUCGGCAAACACCCCAGUUUGAUAAAGCUUUCCCCACAGAUAUUGCUGUGCAGGAAGACUUAAAGGUUGCCUCGAGUGUUUUCAAGGUGAAUGCAUAUGAUGGUGAUGCAGGUUUCAAUGGUCAGAUUCUGUAUUCUAUUUCAGAUGGAAACACUGAUAAUUGUUUUAACAUUGACUUGUGGACUGGUCUAAUCAGUGUUUUUCUGCCUAUGGACAGAGAAAAGAGAGAUCGCUAUAUCCUUAACCUAACGAUUUAUGACCUUGGCCGUCCACAGAAAGCAGCUUGGCGUUUGCUUACUGUCCACAUUGUGGAUACAAAUGACAAUGCACCUCAGUUUUUGCAAGAAGGACAUAGAAUAGUGAUACCUGAAAACACUGCAAUAGGCACUGUUAUCAUCCAGGUCGAGGCCACUGACAAAGAUCUUGGAGUCAAUGGCGAGGUAGUUUACUCUCUAUUGACAAGCACCACACUGUUUAGCAUUAACUCCACUAAUGGGAUAGUUUAUGUCACUGGCCAACUAGACAGAGAGUUAGUUCCUUUCUAUAACUUGAAGAUUAAAGCUCGAGACAAUCCAGACAAAGGGAGACACAAGUUUUCAGUAACCAGUUUGAAAGUUAUUUUAGAGGAUGUGAAUGACUGUCCCCCACUAUUUAUCCCCAGUGUGUACAAAGCCAGGGCUCUGGAGGAUAUUCCUUUAGGAACUGUUGUGGCCUGGAUCGAAACCCAGGACCCAGAUCUAGGGUUCGGAGGCCAGGUUCGGUACUCUCUAAUUAAUGACCACAAUGGAUGGUUUGAGUUAGACCGGAACAGUGGAGCCAUUCGACUGACAAAGGAACUGGACUAUGAGAUGCAGCAGUUCUACAACCUAACAGUGAAAGCCAAAGACAAAGGAAAACCAGUGUCUCUUCUGUCUGUCUCCUUUGUGGAGUUGGAAGUAAUUGAUGUAAAUGAAAACCUCUAUGCUCCAUACUUUUCACACUUUGCCUUAACUGGAAUAGUUGAGGAGAAUGCCCCUACUGGAACUACUUUACUCCAAGUUAGUGCUCAAGAUGAGGAUGCUGGUCGAGAUGGAGAGAUCCACUAUUCCAUUCGUGAUGGGAGCGGGCUUGGACGAUUUGCCAUUGAUGAGGAGACGGGGGUGAUCUACACCACAGAUACAUUGGAUCGGGAAACCAAGGACUCCUAUUGGCUGACAGUUUAUGCCAGUGACCGUGGUGUUGUUCCCCAGUUUAGCAUUAUUGAGGUGUUCAUUGAAGUGAACGAUGUUAAUGACAAUGCCCCACUGACCUCUGAGUCAUUAUUUCGUUGCUCAGUACCUGAGAAUUCUCCCCGUGAUGUUUCUGUAAUUCAAAUCCAUGCUCAGGAUCCUGAUGUCCCACCACCGUCAACCUCUGAUUGGCUAAGCUAUCGCAUUGUUAGUGGAAACCCACAAAACGUCUUUGCUAUCAACUCUCGUACUGGAAUGAUCACUACCACCUCACGGAAACUGGAUCGUGAACAACAACAGGAGCAUGCUCUGGAGGUGCUGGUUUCAGAUGGCGGUCCAAGUCCCAAGAGCAGUACAUUGUGGGUAAUGGUUUCAGUCUUCGAUGAAAAUGAUAACCGACCAAAUUUUCAUGAGAAGAUCUACCAAGUCAGACUUCCAGAGAGAGAGCGAAGAAAGAAGGCUGAACCCAUCUAUCGGGUGGUUGCCUAUGACCAGGACGACGGGCCUAACAGUGAUCUGUCAUACAGCAUUGUGGAUGGCAAUGAGGAUGGAAAAUUUUUUAUAGACCCCAAGACAGCUGUGGUGUCAUCACGCAAGGCUUUUGCUGCAGGAAGCUACGACAUCCUGACUAUCAAAGCAUCAGACAAUGGCCGUCCCCAGAAGUCGUCAACAGCCCGCCUGCAUAUUGAGUGGAUCCGACGACCAACUCCUUCAUCUGUGCCAUUGGUCUUUGAUGAGCCAUUCUAUAAUUUUACGAUCACGGAAAAUGACAACGUGGCUGAGAUUGUGGGCGUGGUGUCUCUACAGAAGAACCCAUUUCCAGUUUGGUUUGAUAUCACAGGUGCCAGGCCUUUCCAUGAGAUGUUCUAUCUCUUGCAGAGCACUUGUUUCAAGAACUGUUCCUCAAAAGGCGGAAACAGUGACAGUGUGUUUGAAGUAGAGAGGACUGCGGCUACCAUCAUCAUUGCCAAACAUUUGGAUGCUGAGCAAUGCUCCUUCUACAACUUGACAGUGCUGGCCACAGAUGGCACCAACACUGCAUAUGUACAGGUUUACAUUACUGUUUUGGAUAGCAAUGACAACGAUCCCAUCUUCUCACAGCAAGUCUAUGAGGUCAUUAUUUCAGAGGAUACACCACCCAAUACUGAAGUGGCCCAGAUACUGGCAUCCGACCGUGACGAGCAUCACCAGCUCACCUAUUCUCUCCACAGCUCCAUAGACUCUAGAAGCAUGAGUCUGUUCCACAUCCAUCCCACACUGGGCACAAUCUACACUGCUCAGAGGCUAGACCAUGAGGCAUGUGUCCAACACAUUUUGACCAUCAUUGUCAGGGACCAAGAGUACCCAUACCGAAUAAAUCUUGCUCGUGUACUGAUAGAGGUGGAAGAUGUAAAUGAUCACGCACCCUUUUUUACCAGUGCACUCUAUGAAUCCUUAGUUUAUGAAUCCGCUGCAGUAGGAUCAGCUGUAGUUCAGGUUACCGCUCUGGACAAAGACAAAGGCAAGAAUGCCGAACUGCACUACUCUAUUGAAGCAGGGAACACUGAAAAUGCAUUUAAUAUUGAGCCGGUUCUUGGUAUACUUCGUGUUGCCCGUCAGUUGGAGUUAUCAAGCAUAGGACACUAUGUUAUUAGUGUCAGUGUCACUGACAGUGGCACCCCUGCUCUAUCUGCUACCACAAUAGUGCGCAUUGCCAUCACUGUCUCUGACAAUUCGGGUCCAAGGUUUCCUCAACCUGAAUAUCAGACUGAUAUCAGAGAGAAUGCGAUUAUCGGGACGUCUGUCACCACAAUCAGUGCUGUGAGCCAGUCUACCCUAACCUUUGACAUCAAGCAAGGGAAUAUAGAUCAAGUUUUUCAGAUUAAUCAAUAUAGUGGAGUCAUUACAACUCAAAAGCACCUUGACUUUGAGAAUAUAGCUUCUUAUACCCUAAUAGUGCAAGCUUCCAACAUGGCUGGCAUGGCCUCCAAUGCUAGCCUGUUAAUUCAGAUAGUGGAUGAGAAUGACAAUCCACCGGUGUUCCAACAGCAUCACUAUCAUGGUAGCAUUUGUGAGUUAGCACCAGUCAACAGUGUGGUCUUGAAUUCAGAAGACCUCCCUCUAGUAAUCAAAGCCACAGAUGCUGACUCCAACCAAAAUGCUCUGCUGGUCUACCAGAUUGUUGAGGAGACUGCAAAGAUGUUCUUCACUGUGGACUCAGUAACUGGUUCCAUUAGAACCAUUGCUAGUCUUGACCAUGAGAUAUUUUCAGCCUUCAAUUUCCAGGUUCAAGUGAGGGACAAUGGUAGGCCACAACUAACAGCAGACAGUCCAACUGAGGUGACUAUACAAGUGAUCGACUCAAAUGAUUCACCUCCUCUUUUCAAACAAAAUAUUUAUGAAACUGUUCUGCUACUCCCUACCUAUGUUGGAGUAGAGGUUGCGCAGGUAUCAGCUACAGACCCUGAUACAGAUGUUCCUACAGAUCUUAGAUAUUCUUUGGCUGAUGGAGUGUUGGAAAAUUUUUCCAUCAAAUCCUCCAGUGGGAUUAUUGUAGUCAAAAACAACAACUUCUCCAAAGAACUUUUUCACCUCAAUGUCAAAGUUUCGGAUGGCAAAUUCUCCAGCACUGCUUUGGUGACUAUAAUUGUCAAAGAGGCUCUGGACUCAGGUCUAAGCUUCUCCCAGGGGAUUUACGUCUCAACUAUUAAAGAGAAUCUGUCAAACAUCACCAUGGUGGCUGUGGUCAGUGCUGUAGGAAAUCGGCUCAACGAGCCAUUGAUGCACACUCUUCUGAAUGCUGGUACAAAGUUUGAAAUUCGUCCGACAUCUGGAGUUAUCCAAACCACAGGAAUACCGUUUGAUCGAGAAGAACAGGACUACUAUGAACUGAUUGUAGAGGCAAAACGGGAACAUGAUCAUCAUGUGGCCAGAGUUCUGGUUAAAGUUCAAGUUGAAGACAUAAAUGAUAAUGCCCCUGUGUUUGUUGGACUUCCAUAUUAUGCAGCUGUUCAAGUAGAAGCUGAGUUAGGAUUACCAAUUUUCAAAGUUUCUGCAGUGGAUAGUGACAAAGGUAUUAAUGGAGAGGUGUCAUACUUUCUGAAGGAUGAAAAUGACCACUUUAAGAUUGACCAAGAGACAGGCACCAUUAGCCUCAAGAGGACUUUUGAGUCAGAUUUGUCCAAUUUGGAGUACCAAAUAGUGAUACAUGCCAAAGAUGGUGGUGAUCCUCCAUUGUCAUCAACCAUUAAUUUUCCAGUAACUGUUGUAAACAAAGCCAUGCCUCUCUUUGACAAAUCAUUUUACACUGUUUCUGUGAAUGAGGAUGUGGCUAUACACACUCCAAUCCUCGGCAUCAAUGCAACCAGUCCUGAUGGACAAAACAUAAUCUACACUAUUGUUGAUGGAGAUGCGUCUCUUCAGUUUGGUAUUGGGUUUGAUACCGGAGUUAUAAGUGUAAUUAAUUAUUUGGACUAUGAAGAAACAUCAUAUUAUCGCCUGACCAUCAGGGCCACAAACUACCUCACUGUCUCCCAUGCAGAAGUUCAUGUAGAUGUUUUGGUCCAAGAUAUAAAUGAUAACCCACCUGUCUUUAAGGAAAUGUCCUACAGGAUAGUUUUGUCUGAAAGUGUUAUGAUUGGGACUCCAGCCCUUCAAGUUAUUGCCACAGACAAGGACUCAGAGAAGAACAAUGCUGUUGGCUAUCAGAUAUUUUCCAAAGAACAUAACAGCACAGAUUAUUUUCACAUUGAUAGUAGCAGUGGAAUAAUCCUUACAGCACGGAAUCUAGAUCAUGAACUAGCCCCAGAGUAUGAGUUUAUUGUCCGGGCCACUGAUAAUGGUUUUCCGUCAUUAUGCACUGAAGUAUUAGUGACUGUUCUGCUAAAAGACAUGAAUGACAAUCCUCCAGUUUUCAGCCAGCUUCUCUACGAGGCAUAUGUGAGUGAGUUAGCACCAAAAGGACACUUUAUAACCUGUGUUCAGGCCGUUGAUGCUGAUACUUCUGAUCUUGACAAGUUAGUGUACAGUAUUUUGUCAGGAAAUGAAAGAAUAGAUUUUGUGAUGGAACAAAAAACAGGAAUCAUCAUGUUGUCCCACCUUCGUAAGCAAAGAAUGGAGCCUACUUACAACCUCAAUGUUUCAGUGUCUGAUGGCGUUUUUACCAGCACAGCUCAGGUUCAUGUUACAGUGUUUGAGGCCAACCUGCACAAUCCAGUGUUUGAACAGAAUAUCUUUGAGGCAGAGUUAAGAGAGAAUGCUCCUGUGGGAACCAGUGUAAUUCAGGUGAGGGCAAUGGAUGCAGACCCUGGAGUAUAUGGCCACAUAACCUAUUCAUUUGUUAGUGAUGUGGGUAAUGACCUGUUUAGCAUUGAUGCUAAUGGUUGGAUAAGCACAAUUGAAAAACUUGACCGUGAGGACCCUUCCAACAUGGACCUUGUUCUAACAGUGGUUGCUCAGGAUUCGGGGGGGCGUGUUUCUUAUUGCACAGUACAACUUAUCCUCUUAGAUGAAAAUGAUAAUGCACCCCGCUUUAUUGCUACAGAGUACCGAACUACACUUAAAUUUGAUGUGCCCAAAGGGUUCUUAAUAACACAGAUUCAGGCUCUUGAUCCUGAUUAUGGCACUAAUGCCAAAGUAACAUUUUCACUUUACAGUGAGGCACGGGUCCCUGUAGCAGACAUUUUGGACAUAGACCCAGACAGUGGUUGGAUGGUAACCAAAGGCAGUUUCAGCCACUUAAGAAAUUCAGUAUUAUCGUUUUUUGUGAAGGCUGUAGAUGGAGGAAAGCCAGUUCGACACUCUUUAGUCCCUGUCUACCUUCAUGUUCUGUCUCCUGAGGCUUUCUUUCCUGAAUUCAGUCAGCACCAUUACUCAUUUAGCAUGCCAGAGAACACACCCAUAGGUUCAGUCAUUGGCAGAGUUCAUCUCAAGAUUCCUCCUGGAUAUAACCCAUUUUUGGUUACCUUUGCCAUCAUUAAUGGAGAAAAUGGUGAAAAAAACCUAGAUGGGGUAUUUUUAGUAGAGAAAAAUACAGGGGUCAUUAAACUUGAUAAGCCCUUGGAUCAUGAGGUAAUAAAAGGAUUUAACUUCAAAGUCACAGCCACUGUGCACCAGAGUAAGUUGGAUGCUGUGACUUGUGUUGAAGUUGAGGUCAAGGUUUUAGAUGUAAAUGACAAUAAACCAUCCUUUGAGACCAACUCUUAUGUGACGACUCUUAUGGAGGGAAUGACAAGUGGAACCAGAAUCAUUCAGGUCAAAGCUAGAGACCCAGACUCAGGAGCCAAUGGCCAAGUAACAUACAGGUUUGGGACAUUAAACCGAGCAGAGGAAGAUUUCGACGCAUUGGUGCAGACUUUUAGCAUCGACACUAAUACUGGCUGGAUUGUCUUAUGCAAAGAACUCGACCAUGAGUCCAAUCCCUCCUAUAUAUUCACAGUGGUAGCAUCAGACCUUGGAGAGACCUUGUCUUUUUCCAGUACCAGCACUGUAACAGUGGCAGUGACAGACAUCAACGACAAUCCCCCCAUAUUCAUGGAAAACCAUUACUUCAAUUCAAUUCAGGAGGGUGCCCCCCCAGGUGAGGUGGUGGCUGUGCUGAACACAAAGGAUAAUGACAGCUCUGCUGUUAACCGUCAUGUCAGCUACGUCAUAACUGGUGGGAAUUAUAGAGGUGUGUUUGCACUUGGCCUGGUUCAGGGUGAAUGGAAGAUGUAUGUAAAAGGGCUACUGGACAGAGAAGAAUGUAACCUCUACAUCAUCAAUGUCACUGCAAGUGAUGGACUCUUUGUUUCCCAUACAACUGUGGAGGUGACAGUGAUAGACACCAAUGACAACAACCCCAUUUGUGACCAGGUGGCAUACACAGCCAUUGUUCCAGAGGACCUCCCAACAAACAGUGUGUUGCUGAGGGUUGGAGCUACAGAUGCAGAUGCAGGCAGCAACGCUCUGCUCAAGUACUCCCUACAUGGUACUGGGUCCCAGGACUUCAGCAUGGAUCCAGACACUGGUGAAAUCAAGUCAUCAGUGAUUCUUGACCGUGAGAUGAAUCCUAACUACAGAUUAAUUGCUAAGGCAACUGAUGGUGGCGGAAGGUGGUGCCGUGCUGAAGUGCAGCUGGUGGUGACAGACGUCAAUGACAACCCGCCACUUUUUCCAUUGUCACAGUACUAUGCCAGUGUGUAUGAAGAUACUCCAGCAAAGGCUCUGCUCACUCGUAUCCAUGCCAUAGAUCCAGAUGAAGGUCCAGGUCGCAUGGUGGUGUAUUCCAUGGCUGACUCUGCUGGAGGAUUUUUCUCCAUUGAUAAGUUCACAGGCAUAGUAAUCCUGGAGCACACUCUAGACCGUGAAGUCCAGUCGACUCAUCAUAUUACCGUGUGUGCAUCUGAUCACGGUUCACCGCUGCCUCUGUUCUCACUGGUCAACAUCACAGUUACUGUGCUGGACAUCAAUGACAACCCACCUGUUUUUGAGCGCCGUGAUCAGCUGGCAUCAGUUUCGGAGUCUGCGGGAGUUGGCACUGAGGUUCUGAGAGUGAAUGCUUCCAGCAAAGACAUUGGGACAAAUGCUGAGAUCUCCUACAGCAUCAGAUCAGGCAACGAGCACAAGAAGUUUUACAUUGAUCCACUGACUGGUGCCAUUUUAGUCGCCCAGCCUUUGGACUAUGAGAACUGCAGAGACUACUUCCUAACAGUGGAGGCUCGUGAUGGUGGAACGCCACCUUUGAGCUCUAUUACUACACUGAACAUAAUCCUAACAGAUGUCAACGAUAAUGCUCCAGUAUUUAGCCAUGACCUUUACACUGCUGUGUUGCCAGAAGAUUCCAUGAUAGGACAGUUUGUAGUCCAGCUGAUAGCAGAAGAUACUGACAGUGGUCUGAAUGGAGCCAUCCUCUACUCAAUUUUCAGUGGGGACCAGGACAACGAGUUCUUCAUUGACCCUAUAAACGGGAUCAUAAAGGUCAACAAGCCACUGGACCGUGAGAAAGUUCCCAGCUACUCGCUUGCUGUCAGAGCUCUCGAUAAUGGAACCCCACCAAUGUCCUCCACAGCGGUGGUCAGCAUAGAGAUCUCUGACAUCAAUGACAACCCACCCACUUUCUUCCCAGCAAACCUUACAGCUGUCAUACAGGAAAACAAGCCCAUUGGCACCAGAAUCCUGCAGCUUUCAGUCAUCGAUCAGGACUCUUCUCAUAACGGCCCACCUUUCUCCUUCAGCAUCCUGUCUGGAAAUGAUGGCAGAGAGUUUGAGUUGGAGACAGGUGGUACACUGGUGGCAAAUCAAGUCUUCAGAAGGGACAUAGCAAAUAAUUAUGUUCUUCAGAUCCAGGUGUCAGACUCUGGCAAGCCUUCUUUGUCCUCUUUCUUGAAUCUCACUGUUCGCGUGAUUGAGGAGAGCCUUCAUCGGCCAGUAGCCUUCCCACUGGAAAUUUAUAUUGUCACUAUGGAGGAUGAGUUUCCUGGUGGUGUAAUUGGGCAGCUUCAUGCCACCGAUGCUGACCCUUAUGAUGCACUGACCUUUGGACAUGCAACGCCCUCCCAGCGCAGUCUAUUCAAGAUCAGUCCCCACGAUGGAAAGAUCAUUGCUCUCAGCGGGUUGGAUGCCGGUGAAUAUUUUCUCAACGCCAGUGUUAGUGAUGGCCGCUUUAAUGUGCCUGUUCCUGUGAGUCUGCAUGUAGAGCAAGCAACACAUGAGAUGCUGCGUGAUGCUGUGACAGUACGCUUUGAAAGUGUGGUUCCACAAGAUUUUGUAGCAUUGUACCUGAAGAGCGUGUUGAAGGUGAUUCAGCAUACAGCCACAUCCCAGCAGCACGACACACUGCACCUGCUCAGUCUGCAACCAGUUGGUGGGACACAGCAACUAGACCUGCUUGUGUCAGUGGAAACAGCAGGAGGGGAUUACUACAAGGCAGCUUACCUCACUCAGAAACUUAGCACUUCACGCCAGAAACUGGAGGAUGUGCUUAGAGUAUCAGCUAUUCUGGAUAAGAACUGUUCGGGGUUAGAGUGUCGGGGAGCUCAAUGUGAACAGAGUAUUAUUCUGGAUUCACAUGACUUGGCUACAUACAGCACUACUCGAGUCAGCUUUGUCUCCCCUCACUUCCACCGGACCUCACGUUGUACGUGCCAAGACGCCAGUUGUGCCAUUCCAUUAGAGCAAUGCAAGGAACAGCUGUGUCCACCAGACAUGCAGUGUGUUUCAGUAGAGGCUAGCAGAGGGCACUAUGCAUGCCGGUGUCCACGAGGAAAACUGGGAGAAUGUGCAGGUCAUUCAUCACUGAGUUUCUCAGGCAACAGCUACAUAAAAUAUAGACUGUCCAACCAGCUACAGAUGGAGUUGAAACUUACCCUGAGGGUCAGGACGCUGCAGAGCCGAGGAAUCAUCAUGUAUAUGCACAACGAGCGCUGCAUUAUUCUUAAGUUAGAGGAAGGAAAACUGUGGUUCCAGCUGUCCUGUGCCCCUCUCCCGAGUGGAGGGGUUGAUGGUCCUGACAUGUUGGGGCCUGCUGGACGUCGCAUCAAUGAUGGCAACUGGCACACUGUGGUGCUGGAACUGAAUCGCAAUUUCAGUAGCCUGGCACUAGAUGACAGCUAUAUUGAGCAACGGCAGUUCCCCUCCUUAAUACAAACAUUAUCUCCACAUCGUACUUUCUACUUUGGAGCACUGGUGCAGCCUCCACACUCGCGUAAUCUUGUGGUCUCCCAAAAGGACCCACGGGUGUAUGAGGGAUUCCAAGGAUGCCUUGAUUCAGUCAUGCUUAAUAAUAGAGAGCUCCCACUGCAGAAUAAACAAGCGCAGUAUGCAGAGGUAGUGGAACUGACAGAGCUAAAGCUUGGCUGCAUUCUCUACCCUGAUGCCUGCCAGCAUCAACCCUGUCGCAAUGGUGCCUCUUGUACCAGUCUGCCCUCUGGCGGGUUUACAUGUAGUUGUAAUCCCCAGUACACUGGAGGUAGCUGUGAAAUGGAGAUUACAGUGUGUGUUCCCAACCCCUGUCAGAACAGUGGUGUGUGUAAACCCAUCGGCAACGCAUUCCUCUGCAGCUGCAGGAGAGGCUUCAGGGGCCUUAUGUGUGAGGACGAUGUGAAUGAAUGUGACCGAAACAAUCCUGAGGGUGAAUGUGAGAAUGGAGGAACCUGCAUCAACACUCCUGGCUCCUUCUACUGUAACUGCAUUCCUGGCUUUGUGGGCCAGCGCUGCACUUUAAGACCUGUCGUUGUCCCAGACAUGCAUGCUGGGCAUGCUGUGGUUGGCAAGGAGGAGCUGAUUGGCAUUAGUGGAGUGCUUUUUGUCAUUAUCAUCCUUAUUGUCCUCUUUAUUGCUUUCCGAAAGAAAGUUUUUAACAAAAGCUACUCAAGGAACAAUCUAUCUCUGGUCCAGGACCCAGCCACUGCAGCACUUCUCAACAAGGCCAGUUGUGUUCCCUUAAAGACUUUACACAGCACACCUGGAGACCACCAACACCUGUACUCAGAGUCAGGUAUACAGCCUACCUUGGUGGGAGUAGUUGGUGUAAUUGGACCUCCACAGGUCCCUGUGAGACCCAUGGCAUAUACACCUUGUUUCCAAGGAGACCCACUCAUGAAAUUAGAAAAGCUGUCGGAGAAACAUACUGGGGAGCAUACAGAGAUGAGCACCUUUCUCCCAGAAUCACCAAGCAUCCUUUCUGGAACCAUCAGGAGAGGGGUGGUGGUGUGCAGCGUGGCCCCCAACCCACUACCAGCCUCACCUUGUCGCUCAGACUGUGAUUCCAUACGCAAGAGCCCUUUGGCCAUUGAUGAGGAGAAAGUGGUCAACAUGGCAGAGAGGGACACAUGUUUUUCAGGUAGCAACAAAGGCAAUAACUCAGAAGCCCAGUCCCUGAGUUCAUUCCAGUGUGACUCCUGUGAGGAUAAUGCCUCCAUUGUGACUGUCAUUCGACUGGUCAACGAUGCAGUUGACACAAUCGAAAGUGAAGUUAUGGACCCAGGUGAAACAUACCACAGAGCUUACCACUGGGACACAUCCGACUGGAUGCCAAGCACAAGGCUAUCAGACACUGAAGAAGUGCAGAAAUUCAGAUCACCUCCUGACACAGACACAGUUGGCUUGAACUGUUCUCUGGGAGAAAUCCCACAUGAGCUGGAGUCAGAUUACUACCUGGGAGGCUAUGAUGUUGAAAGUGACUACCCCCCUCCACAUGAAGAAGAGUUCCUGAGUCAAGACCAGCUCCCCCCUCCACUGCCUGUGAGUGAGGACUGCCCUGAACCCUACACACCACUGCUCUCCAAUGUGCCUGUUUCAUUGGAGACUGUCCUGAACGUAAGCAGCACAAGCCAUCAGGACAGUAUGCCUCACUUCCACCCCAGCCAGUAUCUGCCCUCCCACCAGCUACCCACUAGGAAUGUGCCCUACAGAGACUUCAGUACACCAGUGGAUCAGACAUCUCCAGCAAAUGGAAACAUUGCUGUCUCAUUUAAUAUGCACCUAUCAGUUGGUACAUCACCAGCCUGCGUUGUGUCCUCCCCCUGUGUGCUGGACUCUGAACAUGGCAGCAUUUGUGAAGGCUUGAGCGAGGUUUGCCGUGGGGUGACCAUUAUCACCGACUCACAGCAGCAGACUGAAGUGUGACCAUCUAACGGAUGGUUUACAGUGUAGAAAAAUGCCCAUGGGAGCAUGUCAGUGGCACUAAGAUAAAAUGGCUUAAAGGAAAUAAUGUUUUAAUUAUAUUAAACAGGUAUGACUUUAAAAACACAUGGCGCAAAUAGUCUUAUUCUAUAGUUGGAUUCAAUUUGUGUUGGGGAAUAAAGAUGUUUGGGUACUGAUCCUGAAAUCACAACAUAAAAAUCUGCCAAUAUCUGUCUUCUAUCCACAACUCUUUUACUUGAGAAUUAAUUUUGUUGUUGGUAACGAGCCAGUCUUAAACUGUGCUUUCCUGCAAGCUGAAGAGGAAACAACCCUGGUAAAACUGUGUGAUUGGUCCUUACCUUCGGCAAGAAAACUACUGGGUAACAUUUAACAAGCCUUAUGACUGCACAUGGUCUUUUUUUAAUAUCAAGAGCGGAGGCACAGUCUUGUGUACUGGUUAGGGUGGAGUUCCACAGAAUAAAAAGGAGAUUUUACUUUUUAGCAGGAAGAGAGACUAAAGUGCUGCAAUUCUAUUAAACUCUCUAUAUCUUCUUUGUUAGCUUUUAACAUGGUUUGCAUUGCUAAACAUCUGGCUCUGUGAAUUUCCUAGAUGAUAAAUAUUGCCCACCUUUGCCCAUGAGAUUUUCAGCAAGCUUCCACACAUCUGACAUAUUUUCUGAAAGAGGUUGAAAUGUCCCAAAGAGUGAAAAAAGGACAUUUCCAGGAAAAUAAAUUGAGCUUGUUGUCAUCUGUGCACCACAGAACCACACAGUUUGGAUUUGGUGGGUGGAUUUGACAGUCAGAAUCAGAGGUGAAUGGUGAUGUUGGAUGAAAUCGCUUCUAGUUCUGUUGGGAGGUUUACAAUAGUGAACAGAACAUGAGCAAAAUAAAGCAUUUUAAAGAAAAAGCAUAAAGGACCGAGGUGUAAAAAUCAACAUGUUGUGUAUAGUAAGAGUUACAAUUGAGGUGAAAAUUCCAUUUAAUUCAGUUUUAUUUAUGUAGCGCCAAUUCAAACACGUCAUCUCAAGGCUCUUCACAAAAAGUUUGAAAUAGUGCGGGGUUGUUGGGGAGGUUAGAUUUAACUACUGAGUGUUAGAGUUUGCCCAUUUUAGAAUGGGCUAUGUGCAGUUUGGAGUUUGCAGUCAGCCUAUGGUUAUGGUUGAGGUGCAAACUCCAAUGUUAUAAAAUGUGGGUUGGAAUAAAACUUCCUUUAGGAUUAAUAUUGACAUUUUAUUAGUACCUCACUGCUCCCCAGUGGCAAGCCCAAUUGUUUUUUUAUUUUAAAAAUUUUUUGUGGCACUAGAGGCCUUUAUUUUGUUUUUUUUUUUGUUUUUUUUUCCGACAUUAGGUAGACAGAAAAGAGGGAGACAUUCAGCAGAGGUCGUCAGGUCCAGGACUGGAACCCAGAACCCUUAACCCCUACACCACCAGCACCACACCCAGCCCAGUUGUUUUUAUGUGAAAUGUAUUUGCUCUUACAGUUUUCUUUGUCAUAGUUUUUGUAUCCCUUGCAAAAUGUAGCAAGGACAGUGUCCUAAUAAUUAUUCCGUUUAUCAGUCAAUAGAACAUUUUUCAGCGAGUAACUGGACCAAACAUGGUAUAAAGGUUGGGAAGGUAUGGUACUGGUGCUAUGUAAAAUAUUUGUGAAAUCCAUUACAGCUCAUAUAGAAUCCUUAGUAACCUGUUGGCCCACAGCAAACAAUGAGUACUUCAUUAUGUGUCUCACUCAUGGCUGAAGACAGAGAAAUUCUCCUUGCACUGCUGUGGGAAGUGAAUUAUGCUUGUUUUUUUUUUCAGAUGUUUGUACAGUGUACAUAACUAAUUGUUCCAAUGGAGAUUUUGCAGAUAUAACAUUGCAGUUGUGAGCUGCCUUUGGUGUUCUGGUGUUUUGUUUGACUUUUAUGCGAAUGUAUAGAACCUGGAAUAUCAACUAUUUCCAAAUGAUUUCUUGUCUGUCAUUCACGCUCUGCUAAGUACUUUCUUGCAUUGUUUUUUAAUUCAAGAUGAAUGUCAUCUUAAGAUUAUAAAUGAACUGUGCACAGUGUUACAACUCAGUAUGUAAAUAUCAAUACAUUUAGCUGUUACAAUAUGAUUGCAGUUAUAAGGAGUCAUUUAAUACAUGUCUUUUUAAUUUGAAUGGUUAUUAUGAUACAUUUUUUUUCCUUCUUUCUGAGGACCGACAGUGUUAAAAACAGCCUCUAACUGGUAAACAUUUAAUAAACAAUAAUUGCAAUGCA